GGCGCGGGUUCCGGCGGGGCUGGCGGGGCGGGCGCCAUGCGGAGCCGCGCCGAGGUGGACGCGACGUUGCAGACGGCCAAGCUGAACCCGGCGGAGCUGCUGCCGGUCGCGCAUUGCCUCAGCUUCGGUCCGCAGGCGGGCGCCGGCGAGUGCUGCCUGCUGCAGCUGGAGCCGGGCCUGUGCGCCGAGCUGGAGGCGGGACGCAGCCUAGUGAUCCGUGGUGAAAAGCAUGAACAAGCAGUGUUGUGCAGCGAAGAUAAAACUUACGAUAUGAAAAUAGCAGAUACCUCAAAUAUGCUGCUGUUUAUCCCUGGCUGCAAAACUCCAGAACAGCUGAAUGCAGAUCAAGCAUCUUGUAAUAUUAUUCAUUCACAGAUUGCUGGCUUCUCCAAUAACUACUGGGAAUUAAGAAGAUGCCGACCUAAACUGAAGAAACUGAGGAAGCUUUUAAUGGAAGAUCCAUAUGAAGGGCCAGAUAGUCAGAAAGAUCAAACAUUUUCAAAGUACACAACAGAAGAUUUGUUAAGUCUGAUUCAAGCAAGUGAAGAAGAAAUAAUGCACCAGCUGCAGGUUUUAGAUGCUUGCAAAAUUGAAGGAUAUUGGAGAAUUCUAGAAUUUGACUAUGAGAUGAAACUCUUGAAUCAUGUGACUCAGCUAAUAGACUCAGAGUCCUGGUCUUUAAGUAAGGUUCCUUUACAUACCUGCCUUGAGGAACUUGGAUCUCUAGAGCCCAGAGAAAUGAUAGAACAUAUUCUUUUAAGCUAUGGAAGGAAAUACAUUGAUGAUGCAGGAGAGGUUUACUUUGAAAUGCAUGAAGAUAAAAUAUGCAGAGCUAUGGCACAGAUGCUUUUGCAAAAUGCCGUUAAAUUCAAUCUAUCAGACUUUCAAGAAGUCUGGCAACAAAGUGUCCCUGAAGGGAUGACAACAAGGCUUGAUCAGCUUAAGGGGUUGGCUCUUGUGGAUAAAAGCUCAAGACCAGAGACCAUCUUUCUGCUGAAAGUAGAAGACUUACCUGAAAACGAUCAGGAAAGAUUUAACAGCUUAUUCAACAUAAGGGAGAAGUGGACAGAAGUGGAUAUUACCCCUUAUAUACAAGACUUAUGUGCAGAGAAGCAGACAGUUGGUGCUCUUCUGACAAAAUACACUCGCUCCUCAAUGCAGAAUGGAGUUAAAGUUUAUAAUUCUAGAAGACCCAUCUCAUAAAUAUUGUUUUAAGAACUGAGAAUACUGAAUGGAAUAACAGUGCAUGUUGCUUCUUCCUGCCUUCUGGGGAAAGGAUUUGUCAGCUGGUAUUAUAUAGUAUUCUUCAUUCUUGAGUUUCAGCAGCAAAGCUUCUUGAACAAGUUUUUUGUUUUCUUCUCAGCUAAGCAGAAUGCAAGGGCACUUGUCUUUCUGCUCAGGAACCCUAGUGUCAGCAGCCCAUGCCUCCUUUCUCUGCAUCUUCUUUUUCCUUUGUGUCUCUAGUUAUGCCAGGAGUCAAGCUGCUUCUUGAAUACACUUGAGCUGUCUAUCCAUGAACUGAAGUCUGUCAUGAAAAAUUAAAACCUCCCUGAUAAUUGAAUCAGUUGAUUUGAACGGUUAAAUGGAGUCCUUAGUCUUCUUCCCAUGAAUGAGCAUUGGCACAAGCUCUUGACACUUUAACACUUGGCAAAAUUACCUUUUAAAUAUUGCAGAUAACCAAAUUGCAAUCAGGUGUGAAGAUACAAGAGAAUAGUUGGACAUGGUGUUAAAAACUUGCUAUAAAUUGCCAUUAGAAUGUAGCUGAUGUAAAAUUAAUGCUUUACAGAAGACUGCCUUUGCUUUUUAAAGAGAGCUUAUAAAACUGUGUGAUAUCAUUAUUUUUUUAAAACUUUGGUAUGGCAAAUAACUGCACAUAGAAACUGUGCCUUGAAAACCUAGGGUGGAAUAUUAUCCUGUGUAGAGCAAUGAAACGGGGCAUUUUAAUGAUAUUGUCAGAAAGUGCCUGAUACUGAAAUGUUGUAAUCAUUAAAAAGGAUUGUUUGUGUUUUUUUCAGUGAACCAGAGUUUAAUAUUAGAUAUUUUUCAGCUAUUUUUUUAACUUAACAAUUUUGAGAGUUUUAUACAAAAAGCAUUUUCUGCAUCAAACUCAGAUGUAAGGUAUGAAAAGCUUCAGAAUUGCUGGCAUGGCAAAUUGCCAGGGUGAGCUGGGAGAGGAAAGAAACUGUAAGUCAAAUGUAACUCUUAAGAUGAAUAUGAGUGUCCUUAGAAUUUUGCUGAAUAAAAACUGCUUCCUGAGGUCUGCUGA
Messenger RNA from Apus apus (common swift), 2266 nucleotides. It is a transcript of the gene DSCC1, whose product is annotated as DNA replication and sister chromatid cohesion 1. Gene Ontology annotation, biological process: mitotic sister chromatid cohesion; maintenance of mitotic sister chromatid cohesion. NCBI's taxonomy places the organism in Eukaryota, Metazoa, Chordata, Aves, Apodiformes, Apodidae. Gene Ontology annotation, cellular component: Ctf18 RFC-like complex; chromosome, centromeric region; chromatin. Bases 37 to 1203 code for a protein of 388 amino acids. The transcript is spliced from 9 exons. The record is from RefSeq and is a predicted model, not a curated record.